AUGUCGUCCAGACAGACGAUCAGGAAAUAUGUCUGCCCCCGUUGUGAUCGGAGCUAUGGCAAAGCGGAACACUUGAUUAGGCAUGAGAGAUCACAUACUGGCUCUCGACCAUUCGUCUGCGAGCGGUGCAAUCGAAGUUUUACCCGGGCAGACAGUCUAGCCCGCCAUGCCAGGCGUCAUCCGAGUGAGGCGAGCCGAAAUACUCCACGAGCUCCUCCAGGGCGAUCUACAACUCCGCGUCCUGAACGAACAAACACUGUUCCUCCACCGCACAAUGCCAGUGAUCCCACAGUGCCUAGUGAAUCAUCGAGCAACCCAUACGAACCUAUCUCGGAUUUUCAGACGACCUCCGAAGCUGCCUCCCUGGACAAUGACCCCUUCGGCUCUCUGAACUGGCCAGAUUCUGCCAAUCUGCUGACUUCCAUUCUCUCCGCCGAGUUCACCUCUCUCCCCUCUCUCGAUGGGCUCCCAUCUCAAUCCGUCUUCCGCGGCGGGCCGGAGUUGCCGUCGGAUCCCGUGUCUCCUUGGGCCACUUUAGAUAUGGAUCAAAGUCUUUUACAUGGCGGUAAUCAUGCGGUUCAUCAUUUGAGUCAGAUGAUCAACACCUUGUCGGCCGAUGUCACGUCUGAAGCACAGGGCACGGGGUUCACGAGCGUCUUCCUGGACGGUUGCCUUCACAUGUUCUUUACUCAAUUUCUCCCCUCAUUUCCUGUCGUCCACGCUCCCACCUUUGUCUUCAAGGACUGGACUCACCCGUUAUUGCUGAAUGCCAUUGCCCUUGGUUCGCUCUUCGUGGGAAAGAAAGAUUACUUGGCCAAGGGCGAGGUCCUGUGGAGAUUGGCACACACUGCCGUGGCGACUUCGUGGCACACCUUGAUCAAACAUCGCGGCCCCUUUGAUAGCUGUCAUGGGAUACAGCUCGUUCUGACCGCUCUAUUGGGACAGGUUUAUGCGACGUUGUCACAGAACGCUAGUCUUCGCAUGACGGCGCAAGUUUUCCACAGUCUCGGUUUCUACUGGGCACGGGAAACGGGAAUGUACGAUAUCGAGGAAGACGAUGACCGUCCUGCUCUUGAUCCUGGCCACGCGACGGAUGCCAUUGAAUACAAGUGGAGAGUAUGGGCGGCGAAGGAGACUCAACUCAGAGCCCUCCUAGGCCAUUACAUCCUCGAUGGCCAAAUCUCAGAAUAUAACGGCGGUCCAACCUGCCAGCGUCACACAUCACAUUCGUUACCCAUGCCCGCUGAUGACUCCCUCUUCGAAGCCAAGGAUGCCUCGACGUGGAUGGAAAGAGCGAGAUUGAGGAGACGGCGCCCACCGCCUUUUUCACGUUUGUUUACUUCAAUAUUCUCUGAAAAUGUCCAUGUGAGGCAUUUAGGGAAAUCUCUCUCCUUGUUCACGGCUUCCAUCACAUUGGAAGGGUUGAAAUCACUGGUGGCGGAGAAGACGAAUGCAGGCUCAACCAUGGUGGGUGUGCCCUCUAGUUUCGACAUAUCAAGAGCUCUCGGGAGACUGUAUGCCUUUAUCAUGCAGAGUACAUCCAUGUCAGGGGUGGCCCAAAAAGUAGCUCUGCUCCGGUGGCACACCAUCGGCCUCGACGUGGCGACGGACUUCAGUUGGCUCUGUCGGAAUCUGUGUCGGAAGUAUAGUGUGGAGCAACGAAUCGUCGGAGGACGAACAACGCCGGCGCUGAAUCUGGAAUCAUGGGUCCAUUCUCCACGAGCCCGACAGGCACUGCUUCACGCCACCUGCAUUCAGCGUAUUUUGCAGGAACUACCCAACGCGCAAGCACAAAUGAUUCAUGUUCCGGUGGCCAUUUUCAGUGCCGGUAUUAUCUACUGCGCGUUUCUCCUGGGGGGCGUGUCCAGUAUGGCCGUCCCCGAGACCGAGGAAUGGGAGAGUGUACUGUUGAUGAAGAUCGACGCUCCCUUCCAUGUCGCGGACCAAGAACUUGACGCCGACGUGCGUCAAUAUCUCACCGGAUCGUUCAAUGGCACUCAAAAGAACCAAAACAUCUUGUACGAUAUCAAUCUCUUUUCUACAUCCCUCAAAAGCCUUACACAGCUUUGGGGAGUAUCUGCGCACAUGCAAAGAGUGCUAGAUCAGCUGUCCUCCCUAUGCAUCUAG
Rhinocladiella mackenziei CBS 650.93 is the source of this 2127-nucleotide messenger RNA. RefSeq lists its product as uncharacterized. NCBI's taxonomy places the organism in Eukaryota, Fungi, Ascomycota, Eurotiomycetes, Chaetothyriales, Herpotrichiellaceae. The coding region runs from base 1 to 2127 and encodes 708 amino acids. Gene Ontology annotation, molecular function: zinc ion binding; DNA-binding transcription factor activity, RNA polymerase II-specific; RNA polymerase II cis-regulatory region sequence-specific DNA binding. Gene Ontology annotation, cellular component: chromatin. The record is from RefSeq and is a predicted model, not a curated record. The transcript has 7 exons. Gene Ontology annotation, biological process: DNA-templated transcription; regulation of transcription by RNA polymerase II.